Dryobates pubescens (Downy woodpecker) is the source of this 2136-nucleotide messenger RNA. RefSeq names its product frizzled class receptor 4 (gene FZD4). The transcript is spliced from 2 exons. Gene Ontology annotation, biological process: non-canonical Wnt signaling pathway; retina vasculature morphogenesis in camera-type eye; canonical Wnt signaling pathway. Gene Ontology annotation, molecular function: Wnt-protein binding; Wnt receptor activity. Lineage: Eukaryota; Metazoa; Chordata; Aves; Piciformes; Picidae. Gene Ontology annotation, cellular component: plasma membrane. The record is from RefSeq and is a predicted model, not a curated record. Bases 69 to 1661 code for a protein of 530 amino acids.
CGUGCGGCACGGCGCGGCCGGGGCCGGGGCCGGAGCCGGGCCGGGGCAGGUGGGGAGUUGCUCGGGCCAUGGCGGCGGGCGGCGGCUGGGGGGCGGCCGGCCGGGCCCGGCUGUUGGCCGUGCUGCUGGCAGGGCUGCUCGGCGGGGCGCGGGCUUUCGGUGACGAGGAGGAGCGGCGUUGCGACGCCAUCCGCAUCGCCAUGUGCCAGAACCUGGGCUACAAUGUCACCAAGAUGCCCAACCUGGUGGGACAUGAGCUGCAGGCGGACGCGGAGCUGCAGCUCACCACCUUCACCCCCCUCAUCCAGUACGGCUGCUCCAGCCAGCUCCAGUUCUUCCUUUGUUCAGUCUACGUCCCGAUGUGCACAGAGAAGAUUAACAUCCCCAUCGGUCCAUGCGGUGGCAUGUGCCUCUCUGUCAAAAGAAGAUGCGAACCUGUCCUAAAAGAAUUUGGAUUUGCCUGGCCAGACAGCCUGAACUGCAGCAAAUUCCCACCCCAGAAUGAUCACAACCACAUGUGCAUGGAGGGCCCAGGAGAUGAAGAGGUUCCCCUUCAUAGCAAGACCUCCUUGCAGCCUGGAGAAGAGUGCCACAGCAUGGGAUCUAACUCAGAGCAGUACAUCUGGGUGAAGAGAAGCUUGAACUGUGUCCUCAAGUGUGGCUAUGACGCUGGUCUCUACAGCAGGUCAGCUAAGGAAUUCACAGAUAUCUGGAUGGCUGUGUGGGCCAGUCUUUGCUUCAUCUCAACUGCCUUCACAGUCCUGACCUUCCUGAUUGAUUCAUCCAGAUUUUCCUACCCGGAGCGCCCAAUCAUAUUUUUGAGCAUGUGCUACAAUAUUUAUAGCAUUGCUUAUAUUGUGAGGCUAACUGUGGGCCGGGAAAGGAUAUCCUGUGAUUUUGAAGAGGCAGCAGAACCUGUUCUUAUCCAAGAAGGUCUUAAGAACACAGGAUGUGCUAUAAUUUUCUUGCUGAUGUAUUUUUUCGGGAUGGCUAGCUCCAUCUGGUGGGUUAUUCUCACACUGACGUGGUUUCUGGCUGCGGGACUCAAGUGGGGCCAUGAAGCAAUAGAAAUGCACAGCUCUUAUUUCCACAUUGCAGCCUGGGCUAUCCCUGCAGUGAAGACCAUUGUCAUUUUGAUUAUGAGACUGGUAGACUCAGAUGAACUCACUGGCCUGUGCUACGUUGGGAACCAGAACCUAGAUGCACUGACGGGCUUUGUCGUCGCUCCGCUUUUUACCUACCUGGUCAUUGGGACUUUAUUCAUUGCAGCAGGACUUGUGGCCUUAUUUAAAAUCAGGUCUAAUCUCCAGAAAGAUGGAACUAAAACAGACAAGCUGGAAAGGCUGAUGGUCAAAAUUGGUGUCUUUUCAGUGCUGUACACUGUCCCAGCAACAUGUGUCAUUGCCUGUUAUUUCUAUGAGAUCUCCAACUGGGCCAUUUUCCGCUAUUCUGCAGAUGAUUCCAAUAUGGCAGUGGAGAUGCUCAAAAUCUUCAUGUCCCUCCUGGUGGGUAUUACAUCAGGUAUGUGGAUCUGGUCAGCCAAAACUCUGCACACGUGGCAGAAGUGCUCGAACAGACUAGUGAACUCAGGGAAAGUGAAACGGGAGAAGAGAGCAGAUGGCUGGGUGAAACCUGGGAAAGGGAAUGAGACCGUGGUAUGAGGAAAGGAUGACACCCCGAUGGCCUGACCUCUUGCCAGUGAAGGACUGAUUGUGUGGAAGCACUGCCACGUAAAUGUUGGGUGUAGAAUAAGGAGAUUGUUACAUAACCUGUCUCUGGGGAAUGGUUAAAAAUGCCUUAAAGAGUGACCAGCAAAAAGAUCAUGCUGCAGAUACAAUAGCCAUAAACCAUGCUGCCCAAAAUAGGAAAGCCCAGGGAGGCUUCAGAAGCUGUGAAGUACCCAAAUGCAUUAUCUUCCUUUUAAAAGCAGGAUGCAAUGUACUGAAGUCUUUAGAAGCUGAAAGACUCUACAGCUGUGAGAUACUGUUUCCUUUCCAUUAUUUUGUACCUGAUGGAGGAAAGGCAGUCCAGAGCAAAAUCCUAGGCUGAUUUAGAGUCUGAUUAUCAGAAGAUAAUAGCCCAGGGCCUCAGUUAGAUGUCUUCUUUCCAAGUUCAGCAUCGUGAGGGAGGGUGUCU